This is a messenger RNA of Melanotaenia boesemani (Boeseman's rainbowfish), 1067 nucleotides long. RefSeq lists its product as uncharacterized. NCBI's taxonomy places the organism in Eukaryota, Metazoa, Chordata, Actinopteri, Atheriniformes, Melanotaeniidae. The record is from RefSeq and is a predicted model, not a curated record. The transcript is spliced from 6 exons. Bases 38 to 850 code for a protein of 270 amino acids.
ACCAGCCAAAAACUGGAUUCUCUGCAAUGUGCGUGCUAUGGGAGACGCAGCCACUUAUACAGAUGCCAGGGUGAAACUCCAUCAAGCUGAAUAUACAUCAGACCUGACAGACACUGACGAUCGCUUGAGAAAGAGAAAGGGAAGUGCAAAACUCUUCGAAAGCCAACAGAGCAAGCAACUAGAAUCAAGUGAGAAUUCUGAUUCGGAGGAGGAAUUUCCACCCACUCCCCGUGAAAAACUCCUUGGGCUAGCAGCAAAGCAAAUGAUCAGCCCCACUGCCCAGCGAGUUGCCAGUUCCACUAUCCAGCAGGACGCCAGCCCCACUGCCCAGAGUCUUGCAACCCCCGGUUGUGAAGCCAUGUUCUCUAAACUUCUUACAAUUCUAGAAGAAGUGAAGGAGACCCAGCGGGUUCACAGUAAGAUAUUAAAUGCCCUACUGAAGAAGCAAGAGGCACCAGUGAUGGAGGUUCCUGAAGGAGUGGCCUUCCCUCUGCAAACUCAAGCUGAUGUUGAGGCUCUCGAUGAGAAACUGAAAGACCGCAGUCUAAUGUCUACUGUUGCUGCCGUGGUAGCAGAUGUAGGGGGCACAAGUGUAGAUGACGCAACAAGGCGAAUGAUGAAAUUCCUUCUGUCAAACGAGCUGGCAUUGGACUACAACCUGUUCGGCCGUCACGGAAAAAAGAAGUUUAAGGACUUGCGUCUUUUCAGUGUUGUAUAUGAGGCUCUUAAGAAGAACACAUUGACGGCACAAGUGAACCAGCAGGAAGCUGAGAGGGCACUGUCAAAAUGGUUCACUGGGGCAAGAGACAGAGGAGGACGAAGGGCGUCCAGACAGCCAAUGCAAACUUAAACAGAAAUGUGUUCUCGGGUACAGCUUCUGCUCCAUGCCUGACUGUCCUGGAAAGUGGUUCUGUCUAGACCCUCUACAGUUUCAUCCAUGUUCCUCACGAUUAUGCAAUGUUGAUCUGUUGUCCUGUUCAGUCAUUAUUCACCUCUGAAAACUUGUUUUAAAAAAAUUCAUAUGAUAGAAGUUAUACUGUCCAUGUAUAAUAAAAGCUGAAUUUGGA